Molecule: messenger RNA, 1764 nt
Organism: Mya arenaria
Lineage: Eukaryota; Metazoa; Mollusca; Bivalvia; Myida; Myidae
Product: fructose-bisphosphate aldolase-like
Exons: 9
Coding region: 167-1261 (364 amino acids)
Biological process (GO): fructose 1,6-bisphosphate metabolic process; glycolytic process
Cellular component (GO): cytosol
Molecular function (GO): fructose-bisphosphate aldolase activity
Source: RefSeq, a predicted model, not a curated record
CAUAUUUAAGAUAACGACGCUUUAUGUCCGACAACUAGGCCAGUCUUCUAGCUGAUACGUGAGAUAAACAAGUAAAGCCAUCUUACAAACACAUCAUUGUUUAAAACCACUGCUUGAUCGGAUUUCAAAACUUUUGUGCAUAAAAACGGAUAAAGAAAACAACAGAAUGCCCGUGUUUCCCGCGUAUCUGACACCACAACAGGAAGAUGAGCUCCGCAAGAUCGCCAACGCCAUCGUCGUUCCAGGAAAGGGUAUCCUUGCCGCCGACGAGUCCACAGGAACAAUCGGAAAGCGGUUCGUAGGGAUCGGUGUGGACAACACGGAGGAGAACCGACGGCGAUACAGGGAACUUUUGUUCAGCGCGGACGCCGCCGUGGCCGACAACAUCAGCGGUGUGAUCCUCUUUCACGAGACGCUCUACCAGAAAGCCAAGGACGGCACGCCUUUCCCCAAGCUGCUGGCGUCGAAGGGAAUUAUCCCUGGGAUCAAGGUUGACAAAGGCGUGGUGCCGCUGGCGGGGACGGACGGGGAGUCAACCACGCAAGGUUUGGACGGGCUUGCGGAGCGAUGUGCCCAGUACAAGAAAGACGGAGCCCAAUUUGCCAAGUGGCGGUGUGUACUGAAGAUCUCGGAACACACGCCCACAUAUCAGGCCAUGAUGGAGAACGCUAAUGUCCUCGCAAGAUACGCAUCCAUCUGUCAACAGAAUGGUCUGGUGCCUAUCGUAGAACCGGAAGUGUUGUGUGACGGUGAACAUGAUCUCUACACCGCGCAGACGGUCACAGAACAGGUACUAGCGUUCACAUACAAGGCGUUGUCGGACCACCAUGUGUUCCUGGAGGGGACACUUCUCAAACCCAACAUGGUGACGGCCGGUCAGAGCUGCAAGCAGAAAUUCAGCGCCGAGGAGAACGCACGCGCCACCGUCCAAGCGCUCAGCCGCGCCGUCCCUCCGGCCAUGCCAGGUGUUGUGUUCCUGUCUGGGGGCCAAUCCGAGGAAGAUUCAACGUUGAACCUGAAUGCCAUCAACACGUGCACAGCGGCACCAAAGCCUUGGGCACUCACGUUCUCGUUCGGGCGGGCCCUGCAGGCCAGCGUGCUCAAGGCGUGGCAGGGUGACGAUAAGAACAUUGACGCUGCACAGAAGCAGUUAUGUCUUAGGGCUAAGGCUAAUGGUCUUGCGGCCUUAGGACAAUACAAGGGAGAUAUGGCGACCUCUGCCGGAGAUCAGUCACUGUUCGUCCCUAAACACCAGUAUUAGACGACCAACAGAUCGCCGCCGGGUGUGAUCAAAACCACCAACAAAUGACCACGAUCGUGGACUAAUAACUCUUUUUUAUGAACCACUCUCUAGUAGACGACUGCAUAUUUAUCACUUGGCCAACCGCACUCUCCAGCUGUCAAAAAUCCAGAAAUUACCAGCCGAUUUGUCAGAUACUAAUUUCACUACGUAAUUUAUAUUCGCGCUGAACAUUAUUUACUUGUCAUCAUGAACAAUCGUUAUACUGGUGUCUUUGCAUACAUUUUUUAUGAUUUACUUUUACAUUACAAUGGAAUUUGGUUUUAAUGUAGAUUUUUAUUGCACUCAUUACGUAUAUGUCGAUGCCAUGGAUGUAAAUAUUGAACUCUCGUAGAGUUUUUUUCAUAUAAUAGGAUGCUGUUUGUAGUCUAUGCUGUUUGUGUCUUACAAUUGUAGUAUAUGCUGUUUGUGUCUUGAAAUUGUAGUCUAUGCUAUUUGUGUCUUGAAUAAAAGUGUAUGUCGUU